Molecule: messenger RNA, 1363 nt
Organism: Patella vulgata (common limpet)
Lineage: Eukaryota; Metazoa; Mollusca; Gastropoda; Patellidae
Exons: 2
Coding region: 1-1356 (451 amino acids)
Source: RefSeq, a predicted model, not a curated record
AUGCCGCAGUAUUGCUGUGUACCAAACUGCAAAAACUCAAAAGGUGUGCACACUUUUCCGAAAGAUCCAAUACUGCGGAAGAGAUGGAUUGUUGCAAUAAUGAGAAAUGAACAACAGACUGGUAAAUUAUGGCAACCCGGGGAGCACGAUCGUGUUUGUAAAGAUCAUUUUACCAAUGACGUCUACACAAGUACACUUCUCGGUGAACGCAAAAGAUUGAAAAAGGAUGCUGUUCCAUCAUUAUUUACACUCAAAAAGUCUGUAUGCCCAAGGAGAAAGUUGAGGAGAGUCUUUGAAGCUUCAGUUAACCCGGUAAUGUUACAGAAUGAAGAGAAUGAAGUUAUCAAUGAAAUUGUAAUUGAUCACUCUUGCGUUGAUGUUGCAGUGCCUGUUGAUUGUGAACCAUCCCAAAAUCAUAAUGUUGAAAUUCAAUGUCACCUUUUGUCAGAUAUAAAUUCUAAGUUCUCCAUUGAAAAUUUCUGUGAAAAUCCAAGAGCCAUUAAAUAUUACUCUGGGUUUAAUGAUUAUGCUCAUUUUAUGUUUUUCUUUAAUCUUCUUGGCCCUGUAGUUUUUGAUUUAAAUUAUAAAUGUUCUUUGUUGGAACCUAAGGAUCAACUUUUCUUAACUCUCAUGAAAUUAAGACAAGCCAAGGAAGAUUUGGAACUCAGUAUUUUUUUCAAAGUCAGUGAAAGUACCGUUUCACAACUAAUUAAUGUAUGGAUCAAUUUUUUAUAUUUCUUAUUAAAAGAAAUCAAUAUUUGGCCCGAAAAAUCUAUUGUGCAAGAGAAUAUGCCUAGUAAGUUUAAAUCUGCAUUUCCUACAACACGUGUAGUACUAGACGCCACAGAAAUUCCUAUUUCAAAGCCACAGAAUGUUGAUGCCCAAAGUAUGACAUUUUCUACAUACAAAAAUAAAAACACACUGAAAACCAUAAUCGGUUGUUCACCUCGAGGACUUGUAUCAUAUAUCAGUGACAGUUAUGGCGGAUCAGUUAGUGACAGACAAAUAAUUGAACGAUCCACACUAGUCAAUAAUAAUGGUAUGUUUGAAUCAAAGGAUAGCAUAAUGGCUGACCGGGGUAUUAUGGUCCAGGAUAUCUUUGCAUCCAAAAAUGUUUUUGUCAACACCCCAACAAUGUUGAAAGGCAAGUCGCAACUAGAACCUGAACAAGUCAUACAUGAUCGUCGAAUUGCUUCAAAGAGAAUUCAUGUCGAAAGAGUGAUAGGUUUAGGCAAAACCUACAAAAUUUUGAAAAAAGAUCUGCCUGCCAGCAAACGAGCUCUUGGUUCAAGAAUUGUAUUUGUAUGCUAUAUGCUAUCAAAUUUCCAUCCAUCAAUUGUCAACAGACUUGCCUAAUCACAUC